UCCACUCCCCAAAGAAUAUCAUCCCGAUUUCCAUCAAAGAAGAAAGCUACAGUUAGCAGUUACAAAGACAAGAAAAGCAAAAAAAAAAGGUUCAUUUGCCAAAAAAUGGAGGUGGGUAUGUCGUUAAAUGCGCUGGUGAGGCUUCCUUUGUCUACUACGUCAAGAACACAGCACGAAGCAGUCAAUGGGUUGGUGAAGCACUCGCUAUUCAGUUCCAGAACAACGACGUGGCAGCAGCUGCAGCAGAGUAGGAGACGGCAACAGAGAGGAGGGAUGCUUGUGAUAGAAGCCAAAGGGAAGAAAGGAAUGGCAGCUCGUCGGUUUCAAAGGCCUCCACCUCCUCCUUUGCCUAAGAUUGAAGAAGAUGGCAACCCUCGCUUUGUCAUCUUCAUCCGCAUGGCCAAUGUUAAUCUUUGGUACCCACUUAGUCUUGUUUCAGGUGGCACCACUGCUAAAAUCAUGGUUGCGGCAAAGGACAAUUUCCUUGGAAAAUACAUCUAUAAAGAUACACUUGCUAGAAAUCUUGCAGCAGUUAUUUACAGAGAUGAGAAGGAGAUACAAAAGACAGCAUUUAAACAAUUCCGUGUAUUGCGAUCUGCAACUGAGUUCAGAUAUGGCUACAAACUUGUUGAAAAUGGUAAUAUGAGAGCUGCACUUUCUACCAAUAAUGUUAUUGAGCUGCCAACACAAGACCAGCUUAAAACAGUGCUAGAUAAAGUGAAAGACUUCUUUGGUGAUGCAAAAGAGUCUUUUGGGAAGAUAACAGAAUUAAAUUCUGCCAAACCUGAGGAGUAAGAGGAAAAAUCUACAGAAAAGGGCCAAGUUAAAGGUUGAGGAUAUAGACUAGCCAUUUGGUUGUCAUAGUCAUUGGUCCUUGAUUUGGAUGCUUCAUUUGCUCCAGGAAUGUUUCAAGCAAAAGUGAUGAGCUCAAAAAUUCUGCUGCUAAGUUUUGUUCAUGAUUAUAUGUUCUAUUGCGCACAAUUUUUUUUUUAAAGUACAUCGUCCACAAAUGUUACCUUCUAAGGUAAUGUUAAUGUUUAGAACUAUCUUCACCUUUUCAUACAAGCAAGGACCUUCCUAUCCGAAAAAAGAGAUGCAUAAAGAGCAAAGACCAAAACAUUAACAUUUAACAGUCUUAAAAUUUUGGCAUCGGAAGUUGUAUGUAGCAUUACAUUGUAGUAUCAACUAUGACUUGCAUUCAAGUAAAUAAAAUAGCCAACUAAAAAGAUUGAAUUUCAUUCACAUGAACAUAUUACUCUCCCUAAACGGAUUGCUGCUUCUUUCCACCAUUAGCAAUUUCGUUUCUUAAAUGUUUGUCUUUUUUUUUUUUCCCUGACCUAACAAACACAUUUUCCUUUUGGAGGGUUAAGUUAAUACCCAAUAUAUAGUCUUUGAAUAAUGCUUGCAGCAAUGAUACUUAAAAGAUAUGGAGGACAAAAGGUGGUUGAACAUUCUCCAUCAAUUUCAAAAUCAAAGUUUUUGUUUUGACAUGAGAAAACUGUUGCCCACACUGGAUUGUCUGCCUCCAUGGCUCCGACACCAAUUUUUUUUUUUUCUUUUCUUUCAUGGCUUCCAAAUUCAUAUUAGUAGCCAAGCUAAACUAAUAUGAAAAUAUAAAGCUUUAGAGAUUCUCUAAAUCCAGAGUACCCACAUUUUUCUGUCCUGACAUAUGAAUAUGAGCAUGAGCUAUUAGCAAUAAUCAUCUAUAAAAGAAAAAGAAAAAAGGACCUGGACGUUAGGAAGAUUUUAAAUUUCAACAAAUGGGACCCAUUUGAUUUAUCAGGUCGAACCAGAUCAGAUCUAUCUUACUUAAAAGGAAAUCAAUCAUCAGAUUCUUUACGAACAUAGAUUCAUAGGAAAAGAAAAAAAUAGAGUUACGCUUGUACCCAUUGUUUAGCGUGGACAUUGAAAUGGACCCAUGACCAUGAACCUAGUGAGAAAGAGGCCUGUGUUUCAAAUAACGGUUAGAAGAGGGAGCCUCUCUUGGUGGGUUUCUUUUUUGCUUGCAGAAAGAGUGACAGAGGUUGAAACCGUGAAGCGCAAGAGUGAACUGAAGGAGGGGAGCAAGAGAAGAGAAUGGGAAACUAAAAGAGAAAAAAAAAAAAAAAACCCUUGGGUGGUUUUGGAAAUGGGUGAAUCCGCUUGUCUUGUAAGAUCAUUUUCUAAUCCUGCAGAUAUUUCUCGUGAAGCUAAAGAGGUCGUCAGUUUUGUGAACAAAAAACUGAAACUUCAAUGAUAAAAGCUGUUCCCUUUUCUAUGUUUACUUAAUGGGAUCCCCUGAUUCAGUUGUUUUAUUUUACUAAUACUUGUUUGGUUGCAGGGAAAUUAUGGGAAAGUGGAUACUUAUAAGAGAUCUGAAUGACGCAUUAGGGUUGUUAUUAAUGACCCUUUCCUUUCAGUCUCUCAGUAACCAAAUAGAACGUAUUAUGAUCGCUUGACAUUCCAAUGCUUUCCCUAAGAAAAUUUUUUAUUAUGCUGUUUCCUUUUUCUUCAAUUUUUGUAUCAAUGAAUAGAAACUGAAUCAGCACUUUUAGGGCCUAUCUUUGAAGAAUUUGGUCAGGAAACUGAUGCAUGAUUUUGAACCAGAGGGUAAUCCAAUUCGUGCUCUCACAGAAUCAGUAUCUCUCGGCAGAUUUAUUUCAGAAUCGCUGGCUUGGCAGAAAUGGUCAACCUUCUCUCAUAAUCGUUACUUGGAAGAAGUGGAAAAGUUUUCAAAGCCAGGAUCCGUUGCUCAGAAGAAAGCUUAUUUUGAAGCUCAUUACAAGAGAAGAGCUGCAAUGAAGGCAACGGCCUUGCUCGAGCAAGCAAAUACUAUUUACCAGUGAUGCCUCUGAAAUGGGAACUAUAAAUGCAGCUUCAGCUGACUCUUCCUUGAAUACAGAUUCAGCCAAUGCAAACAGCUCUUUGUCUAUGAAUCAACAGGAGAAAGAUGUUUCUGAUGCUGAUGUAGAUGCAGGCAAUCUUAAUGUUGGAAGAGAAAAUAUGAUGUUACUGAUGUGGAAAGAGGUCAGGCAGCAAUGGAACAAGCUGUGAAUAUGGAGAACACCCAGGUUGAAAAUUCAAAGGCUCUUGAAAAUGUUGACAACCAUGGCAUUAUUAUGGCAACCCCAGAUAAAAAGAUUCCCCAUAAGGAAUGCACCGACCAGAAGAACUUGACUUCAUCAAGCAAGAAAAGGCAAAUAAAUUUUUUGUCAAAGUCAUCAACUCCCAGCAGCGCAUCCAAACUUCCAUUGCAUCCUUCUAAACGAGGGCUUCAGCACAAGCCAGGAGUGAUGAUGGUAUUGCUAAGUCCCCGGUAAGCUCAAAUGACAAGAAGAAAACAAUUCAGAACUUGCUCCACAUGUCAAUAAUUUUGCUUCUGGUGCCAGUAAAACUAGUUAAACAUUGCUCAGAAUGCGAAAAGAUUGUUCAAAUCCUCUACAAACCCCAACCAGGGCAUUGAAGAAAGCUGCUGGUCAAGAGAAUUUAACUCCAGCAAGUGGAAAAAGACAAUCAAAUUCCACAUCGAAGUUAUCCAAUCAUGGUGGACUGUGCAAACAAGCAACUUCAGGAAUUGGAAAUAACCAUGCUCUUAUUGAUGAAAAGUCUUUAGUAGACUCAAAUGUGCAGAGGAGAAUAGUUAAAAAAUCCCUUCAAAUGUCAAUGAAUUUCACUCCGCUUACUGGUGAAACCACUAAAACAUCACUCAAGAUAUCCAGAGAAAGUUUGACUCUACAAACUCCAAGCAGGGCAUCUGUUAAUGGGGUUCCAAAGUAUGCUUCAAAAGUUCUUCAUUCACAAGACAAAAGGACUAGAGCAGUACUCAAUAACUCAGUUUCAGGAGGGGUAGCUGGAGAGUUUUUGCUACUUAGCCUUUUGACAUCUUUUGCAUUUUGGGGAUGUCUGAAAAUUAAUCUAG
Durio zibethinus is the source of this 3898-nucleotide messenger RNA. RefSeq names its product protein HHL1, chloroplastic-like. The record is from RefSeq and is a predicted model, not a curated record. NCBI's taxonomy places the organism in Eukaryota, Viridiplantae, Streptophyta, Magnoliopsida, Malvales, Malvaceae.